Messenger RNA from Hyaloscypha bicolor E, 744 nucleotides. RefSeq lists its product as uncharacterized. The record is from RefSeq and is a predicted model, not a curated record. The transcript has 2 exons. Lineage: Eukaryota; Fungi; Ascomycota; Leotiomycetes; Helotiales; Hyaloscyphaceae. The coding region runs from base 151 to 585 and encodes 144 amino acids.
GAUCAGCCCGAUUCAGAGUGCGCAUACCUCUUGCCAUCGAGAAUUUGGGGGGAAUGGCUGUAUUUCGAUACAGCAUCACUGCCGGAGUGCGGGAGUCUGAAACUUGCAUCAUGCUGCAACGGCUGCGGCCGCAUCUGCAGCUAGCAAAGGAUGCAAUGGCAGCUGCUUUGCCACCACAGGAUUUCUGAGAGGCGCACGUCACCUUAUUUUUACGCCCGAUAUCCCAAAGUAGUCUUUGAAGGUGCCUCGGCUCAACGGCUGACUCAAUAUCUGUUCCAAUCAUGUCUAACCAGAUACCGUCGCUUCCGGCGACGUGCUGCAAGCCCCAGCCUGCGUGGUAAUGUCCCAGCCAGCCCUGUGGGAUGUUUCGGGACAGCUCUUGCGGCGACCGGGGCGGCUCGGCAUGCUCUCGUCCAGUCAAAGUGCCUGCAGAUUAUUGACCGAGACCGACGUGAUCACUCAUCACAGACGAACACCACAGCACCGUCAUUAUUCUCACAACUUCACCGAGGACCACUACUGCUACGAUAUCUCAGCCACGAUCAAGCAUGCACGUCUCGUCGAUUCCAUGGUCCAGAAGGCUAAGUAUUGUCUUUUUUUUCCUUUUCCAUUCCGAAUAUUAUUCAUUCCCUUUUCUUUAUAUUAUCAGCGCCACGCGAUGUCAUUACUGUGUUUUCUGCCCCGUUGUGUGCCCCCUGAAAAUGCCACAAGGCCGCCCACGACUACCUGGAACCGAGGCACAGC